UAUGUCUUCAAUACAAAAAUCAAUAGAUGAAUUCGACGAAGAAGAACAACUAUGCUUAUUAGCAGUACAACUAGCAACAGGAUCGGUGGUUCAUAUGGUCUUGAAAGCUGCCAUAGAGCUAAAUCUGAUACAUAUCAUGGAAAGAGCUGGUCCAGAAAAACAACUUUCCUGUGUAGAGAUAGCAGCUUUGCUCCCUAUAAAGAACAACCCAGAUGCCCCUGUUAUGCUUGAUCGUAUCUUGCGUCUCUUAACCAGCUAUUCCGUAUUCACUUCCUCUCAAUUCACUGGUGAUGAUGGUAAAGUUCAAAGGUUGUACGGUUUAGGACCUGUUUGCAAACAUUUUGUUUCAAAUGAAGAUGGAGGUUGUUUGUCUCCUUUGGUUCACUUGACUCAAGAUAAGGUCUUCUUGGAUAGCUGGCACCACUUGAAAGAUGCAAUUCUUGAAGGAGGAGUUCCAUUUAACAAAGCCCAUGGAAUGCCAGUCUAUGACUAUCUUGGCAUGGACCCAAGGUUCAACCAAGUUUUCAAUAAAGCAAUGUCUAUCACCUCCAUCACAUUAUUGAAGCUAAUAAUUGAGGUUUAUGAGGGAUUUGACAAUGUGAAUGUGGUGGUUGAUGUGGGUGGUGGAGUAGGGAAAACUCUUGAGUUGAUCACUUUCAAACACCCUACCAUUAAGGGUAUUAACUUUGAUUUAGCACAUGUGAUAGCUGAUGCACCACCUUAUCCUGGGGUGGAGCAUGUUGCAGGUGAUAUGUUUUUGAGUAUUCCAAAAGGGGACAUCAUCUUUCUGAAGACCGUACUUCAUAACUGGGGUGAUGAGCAUUGCUUGAGUAUAUUGAAGAACUGCUAUGAAGCCCUACCAAAAAAUGGGAAGGUGGUUGUUAUGGAGACGACUGUUCCAGAGAUACCUGAGACUACUUUGCUAGCCAAAACUACACUUGGAAUGGAUGUGAUUAUGAUGACACAACACAUUGGAGGUAAGGAGAGGACUGAGAAGGAAUACAAAGCCUUGGCAAAUGGUGCUAGAUUUAGUGGCGUUACAGUCGUCUUUCGUCUUGCUGCCUUCUCUGUCAUGGAAUUCUAUAAAUAGAUAUGUGAAAACCCUACGUACUCCACUGGUUGCAAUAAAAGUUUAUGUGCCCUAAGU
Messenger RNA from Telopea speciosissima, 1147 nucleotides. Its product is annotated as caffeic acid 3-O-methyltransferase-like. The transcript has 8 exons. Gene Ontology annotation, molecular function: protein dimerization activity; S-adenosylmethionine-dependent methyltransferase activity; O-methyltransferase activity. The record is from RefSeq and is a predicted model, not a curated record. Lineage: Eukaryota; Viridiplantae; Streptophyta; Magnoliopsida; Proteales; Proteaceae. Gene Ontology annotation, biological process: methylation. The coding region runs from base 2 to 1090 and encodes 362 amino acids.